Molecule: messenger RNA, 4071 nt
Organism: Schistocerca americana (American grasshopper)
Lineage: Eukaryota; Metazoa; Arthropoda; Insecta; Orthoptera; Acrididae
Product: ATP-binding cassette subfamily C member 4-like
Exons: 25
Coding region: 1-3930 (1309 amino acids)
Biological process (GO): transmembrane transport
Cellular component (GO): membrane
Molecular function (GO): ATP binding; ABC-type transporter activity; ATP hydrolysis activity
Source: RefSeq, a predicted model, not a curated record
AUGGAAGAGCUGAAACAACAUGGCAGACAGCCACAUCCUAGAUCAACGGCAAAUCCACUUUCCGCACUAACUUUCUGGUGGACUUUAGAUUUUUUCAAGAUAGGACUUAAGAGGGAGAUAGAAGAAGAAGAUUUGUAUGAACCACUCCAGGAACACAGAUCCGAUUAUCUUGGUGAUAAAUUUGAAAGAUUGUGGCGGAAGGAAGUAAAAAAGGCACACACCAGGAAUAGUACACCCAAGCUGCUAAAUGUUAUUGUUAAAUGCUUUGGCCUUAAAAUAUUGUUCUAUGGUGUUAUUCAGAUGUCUGCUGAACUUAUUGUGAGGGUGGCACAGCCUCUAUUCCUUGGGAGACUUCUGCGUUACUUCAUGCAUGAUGGCGAAGUGGAGCUGCAUGCGGCAUAUAUGUAUGCUGCUGGAAUGGUUGCUUGCUCUGUGGUGUCAUCACUUAUACUCUAUCCCCUAUCCCAUGCAAUGUUCCACAUGGGAAUGAAGAUACGGGUAGCUUGCUGUUCACUGCUUUACAGAAAGGCAAUGAAAAUGAGUCAAGCUGCUCUAGGUGGAGCAGUAGCUGGACAAGUUGUAAAUCUAUUGGCAAAUGACAUGAACAGAUUUGAUCCUUCUGUUCUUUUUGUACAUUACCUUUGGAUAGGCCCAUUGGAGAUGGUUGUUGUUGCCUAUUUCAUGUGGACGAGAGUAGGGGUUGCUGCAUUAGCAGGUGUUUCCUGUCUGCUAGUAUUUAUUCCUUUUCAAGGCCUUUUGGGGAAAAGGAUGUCAUACCUCCGAAUGAAAACAGCUUUGAGAUCUGACAAAAGGGUUAGGUUAAUGAAUGAAAUUAUUUCAGGAAUUCAAGUUAUAAAGUUGUAUACAUGGGAGAACUAUUUUGCAAAGUUAAUUGAAGCAUGUAGAAGGUUGGAAACAGCCUCUAUUAGAUCAACUGCUUAUGUCCGCUGCACAAUGUCAUCUUUUGGAAUAUUUGUUACAAGGUUUUCUAUCUUCAUCAGCAUUGUGACCUAUGUUCUACUUGGUGAAGCAAUAACAGCAGAAAAGGUUUUUGUAGUAAUAGCGUACUAUAAUCUUCUGGCUGAUACUAUGGGUGACUGCUUUCCAAAGGCAAUUAUUUUUGGAGCUGAAUUUUUGGUAUCAACAAAAAGAGUACAAAGAUUCUUAAUGAAUGAUGAAAUAAAAAAGUUACCAGACUACAUGGAAGAACACAAUGUAGAUUCCAUCACUCAGUAUUCAGAUGAUGAUGAUGCAGGAAUUGAUCUAAUGGAGGCAUCAGCAAAAUGGUCUAUAAAUAAUACAGAAAACACAUUAAAUAAUGUUAACUUGACUGUGACACCCAAGCAACUUGUUGCAGUAAUUGGACCAGUGGGAUCAGGAAAGUCAUCGUUACUCCAGGCAAUUUUGAAUGAACUACCUUUAUGCUCUGGCUCACUGUGUGUGAAAGGGAAACUAUCUUAUGCCUCACAGCAACCGUGGCUGUUCGCAGCUUCAUUGCGUCAAAACAUAUUGUUUGGUGAACCAUUUGACAGAAGAAGAUACCGCAAGGUAGUGAAGGCAUGUGCUUUAGAACAAGACUUUGCUAUGUUCCCAUAUGGUGACCGCACACUGGUUGGUGAACGUGGUGUCACGCUAAGUGGUGGGCAGAAGGCACGCAUCAACCUUGCUCGUGCUGUUUACAGAAAGGCAGACAUUUAUUUGCUAGAUGAUCCACUGUCAGCAGUUGAUGCUCAUGUCAGUAAGCACUUAUUUGAUGGCUGCAUCUCUGGUCUAUUGAGAAAUAAAGCUUGUGUGUUGGUAACUCAUCAGCUACAGUUCUUAAAACAAGCAGAUCAGAUUUUGAUAUUACGAAAUGGUGAAAUAGAAGCAAAAGGUUCAUACAGAGACCUACAAAACACUGGCUUGGACUUUGCGAAGUUACUCGUAAAGGAAGAAGCUGCAGGUGAUAUGGGAAGAACACGAGGUCUGACUGAAUUAUUUGAAGAUUCUGUUCAAGGUCGAUCACAUGAGCAAAGCAUGAGGUCAAUGGAUAUGGCAAAUUACCCUUUACCUGAGUCUGAAAUGAGAACAUUGGGUCAUUUAUCAGCCACUGUAUAUAAUGCCUACUUUUCUGCUGGUGGCAGCUGGCUUCUACGUGUUGUAGUUUUGAUAGGAUUUAUACUCACUCCCAUUAUAACAAGUGGAGCUGAUUAUUGGGUUGCAUAUUGGACAAACAAUGAGGAGCAGCAAUACAUUACUAAUACUACUAUUACUGGAAACAAAACUGGAGCAGUGUCUUGGUUAGAUACAUUCACAUGCACUUACAUUUAUACUGGAUUGACAAUUGGGACAUUGUUGUCAACACUUGGACGUUCAUUUUUAUUCUUUUGGUUUGCAAUCCAUGCUUCCAUGUGCCUGCAUAACAACAUGUUCAAGAGUGUCUUAACUGCAUCAAUGCGUUUCUUCAAUGCUAAUCCUUCAGGCAGAAUAGUGAACAGAUUUUCAAAGGACAUGGGAAUUGUUGAUGAGAAGUUGCCAGUUUCUAUUAUGGAAUGCUUUCAUAUCAUCCUGGUACUUCUUGGAGUUGUCACCAUGGUAGCAGUUGUAAAUUAUUGGUUGCUAGUUCCUACAUGUUUACUUGCAGUUUUUGGUUGUAUUAUGCGCCAACUCUUCCUUUCAACUGCAGGCAGUUUAAAGAGACUGGAAGCAAUUACUCGGAGUCCAAUAUUCACACAUUUAAAUGCCUCUAUCCAGGGACUCAGCACUAUCAGAGCAUUUGGUGCACAGACACUUCUUAGCAAAGAGUUUGAUAAACAUCAGGACCUGAAUACAACUGCGUUCUAUAUGUUCCUGUCAACUAGCAGAGCCUUUGCUUAUUGGCUUGAUGUGGGAUGCUUGGCCUACAUAGCAGUUGUCACCUUCAGCUUUCUGCUUUACGGUGAAGAUAUGUUUGGUGGAAGUGUAGGUUUAGCUGUAACUCAGGCUAUAAGUCUGAGUGGAACAUUCCAGUGGGGCCUGAGACAAUCUGCGGAACUGGUCAAUCAGAUGACAUCUGUAGAGAGGAUGUUAGAAUUCACAAAUGUUGAACAGGACCUAUCUGAGGAUGAAGAUGAAACUUCCAUAUCUUCAGAAACUAAGAGAGAAACAUUUAACUGGCCAUCUGAAGGAAAAAUAGAAUUCAAGGAUGUCUCCUUGUCAUAUGACAAAAUGAAUCCACCAGUCCUCAAAAAUCUCUGUUUCACAGUGCAGCCUAAAGAAAAAGUUGGUAUAGUCGGCCGGACAGGAGCUGGUAAAUCAUCAAUCAUUACAGCUCUCUUCCGUCUAGCACACACAACUGGGUCAGUUAUUAUUGAUGGAAUUGAUACUAAACAUAUUGGGCUACAAGAAUUUCGCCGAAAACUUUCAAUAAUUCCUCAAGAACCGGUUAUUUUUUCUGGAACAAUGCGCUCAAAUCUGGAUCCUUUUGAUGAACAUUCAGAUGAGGAAUUAUGGCAAGCUUUGGAGGAGGUGGAUCUGAAAGAUACAGUAAUAGAAUCUGAAAAUGGUCUCAGUUGGCAGAUGACAGAAGGUGGAUCAAAUUUUAGUGCUGGGCAGAAGCAACUAGUUUGCUUAGCAAGAGCAAUAAUCAGGAAAAACAAGAUACUGAUACUUGAUGAAGCUACAGCUAAUGUUGACCCCAGAACCGAUGAGUUCAUACAACAUACCAUCAGAGAGAAAUUUGUGGACUGCACAGUGUUGACAAUUGCCCACCGUUUGCACACUGUCAUGGACAGUGACAAAGUGCUUGUAAUGGAUUCUGGAAGUGUUGUUGAAUUUGACCACCCGUACAUACUGCUGCAAAACAAGAAGGGGAUCUUCUUCAGAAUGGUGCAACAGACAGGAAAAACAAUGGCAGACCAAUUGUAUACAGUAGCAGAGGAGUGCUACCACAGAUCCCUGAGGAUAAUUUGAAGAUUAUGGCGGCAGAACAGUAUUUCUUGGUGGCAUACGCAGCACUACCACUGAGCCAGCAUUACCAGAGUUCACUGUCUGAUCCUUCGGUACAAUAAAUAAGAGGAACUUGGCACUAGACAUCCAAACUAAAAUGUAAUC